Molecule: messenger RNA, 927 nt
Organism: Artibeus jamaicensis (Jamaican fruit-eating bat)
Lineage: Eukaryota; Metazoa; Chordata; Mammalia; Chiroptera; Phyllostomidae
Product: EF-hand calcium-binding domain-containing protein 3
Exons: 8
Coding region: 1-927 (308 amino acids)
Molecular function (GO): calcium ion binding
Source: RefSeq, a predicted model, not a curated record
AUGGCCGUGGGGACCGAGCAGGCCAUGUGGAAGGCCAAGGAGUUCAAAGACCUGGCCCCGACCCAUCCGGUAGGGUCAGGCUCACGUGCUGGGUCUCAGAGCUUUGCAGACAAGAACCUGCCACCACUGACACCCCAGCAGCUGUCAGCGUUCCAGGACAUCUUUGAACUGUUCAGCUCCAGUCGGACCGGCACUGUGGGCAUGCAGAGCCUGAGAGCUGCCCUGGGUGCUGCAGGUAUUCAGCUGAGCCCAUGGGAGAUGCGUGAGGCCCUGCAGCAGGCAGACUUGGACGGUGAUGGAACUGUAGGCUUCGAAGACUUCCUGGGUGUCUUCACCAAUAGCCACUGCCACCCUCAGCACUUGGGCCAAGUGAAAGACAGCCAAGUCUGGGACACCCAAGGCCUGCAGACCCUCUUCUUAGAGACGCUGUUCAAGCUGAUGAGACAGGGCUUUGUGCCCCACAAGUCAGUGCGGGAGGUGAUGAGCUAUUACUCCAAGAAGCAGCGGGCUCUGCCCCUGACCCCAGGCUGCAGGGGCAGGUCACAGGGCCAAGGCUGCACAGAGCACAGUCACCGUGGCCUCAACUUCUAUUGCCAGGCCGCACGGAUCAGUGGCCUUUCUCACGCCCAGCUGGCGAGCCUGCUGCACGGACUGCGCAAAGCAGGUUCCUGCAGCCCCUACUCUCAGAUACCUAAGUUGGCUCCGAGCUCCGAAGUCCGAUUUCCCAAGUCCUACACCUCUAGACACCCCUGGCCCAGGACUAACCAGAGGCAGCAGCGCAACCCAGCCCCCGCAGGGUUCUCGGACCAGCCAGUAGAGGAUACGCGCCGCUGGAAGCUGGCUCCCUCCCCACCAACUCUAGUGCAAAAGCAGCCCCAUUCCCCUUCGCCAGCCUGUUUGCAGAUACCUGCUAUGAAGAACUUGUAG